Messenger RNA from Ricinus communis (castor bean), 2629 nucleotides. Its product is annotated as F-box protein At5g07610. The record is from RefSeq and is a predicted model, not a curated record. Lineage: Eukaryota; Viridiplantae; Streptophyta; Magnoliopsida; Malpighiales; Euphorbiaceae. Gene Ontology annotation, molecular function: protein binding. The transcript has a single exon. The coding region runs from base 577 to 1818 and encodes 413 amino acids.
AGAAAUGACAGGAAUUGUCAAUGCAACUAUACUUAACUACGAAUAGGAAUUGUCUUCAACUAAUAUUAUAUACAUACUUUAACGCUACAGACGAUUAGUAGAAUAGGGUAUAUAAAUAUGAAGGAAAUUACAUAAUGCGAGAAAAGAAAUUCUGGAUGUAUAUUAUUGGCCCCAGAGAGUCACAGUGACAUUCCAAUUCUGUCUCUGGAUAAACACGAACGCGUGCGUGCAGCCCAACUAAGCGAGGCUUCCUAAUUCUACUCCAACUCAAUCUCUUAUCUGCUAGUGUAGCUUUCUUGUAUUCAAAACAAAUCUAAAGGAAAUAUUUAUGAGAAUUUGGUGUAUUAUGAAUAUUUUAAAUUUUAGUGUUAGCUAAUUAAUUCAAAUUUUAUUAUUUAAUAUAGUAUUGGUUUGUUGUAUAAAUAUAGAUUUCUUCCAAAUCUAGGAAAGGAUUUUCCCAAAUCUGAUCUGUUAACCUUUGAUUCUCAAGCUUGAAACUGAGUUUUUUUUUUUUUUUAUAUUUUAUUUUAUCAAAUUGGUGUCUCAUUUCCCGUACAAUCCCAAUAGUUGAAGAAGAUGGAAGCAAAAUCCUCUGCAGAAACAGUCGCCAAUAGUGUUGACAUACUCGCCGAAAUCCUACUUCGACUGCCUAUUACCCGACUCCUGCGAUUUAAACUCGUUUCAAAACAAUGGCUUUCGCUCAUCUCCGAUCCUAUAUUCAGCCUCUACCACACUCGCUCCCACCUCCUCAACUCUAGUUCCGCCAUUCCCUCUGCUUUGUUUCUCCAUAAUCCCUCCUCCCUUGCCCGUCAAACUCAGCUGCUCUCUCUUACAGACGUUCCCGUACCCUCCAAACUCCCUAAUAUGAAUUCUGGUGCUCCCGUCCGUAUAAAACAGUCCUGCAGCGGGUUGCUUCUUUGCUCUUCCACAACACCGUCCCUCCCCACCAUUGUAGGCGAUGAAACCUACAUCUUCCUCGAUGAUGAUUAUAAUGAUAAUACAGUUGCUACUAGUUAUUUUAUUUGUAAUCCCACCACAAACCAAUUCAAGAUUGUUAAUUUUCCUGUCCCAUUUUGCUAUAGGUAUAAUGUCGCUGCUGUUAUUUUGGCUUUUGAUCCUUUAAAAUCUCGUCACUAUAAACUUCUCUCUCUUCGAUAUUCUUCUUGUAAGACAAAGUUUCAUAUCCAUAGUUAUUCAUCGGAGACUGAUUCUUGGAGUCUGUUACCUCUCAAUAUCAACCUAUCGUCCCUUGUUGAUCACUCCUUUCUCUUUUCUUCUGCCAUUUACUGUAGAGGCGUCGUUCAUUGGCGACCACCUACUAAGGGUCGCGGCACUUGGCUGUGUCUUGAUGUUAAGAGGAAGCUGUUAAAGGAAAUGCCACAGCCUCCUUCAUAUGGAUCAGACAAUAGGAUCGUAAUUCGAUAUUUUGGAGAGUCUGGUGGCCGUUUGCAUCUUGUGAUGGGGGCAUCACUUCAUGAUUUUCACUUUGAUGUUUUAGAGUUGGCUUUGGAUUAUUCUGAAUGGUCAGUGAGGUAUCGCAUUAAUCUUCAGUCUCUGAAAACGGAAUUUCCCUUGCUGGCUUGGCAUUGUCCGUUAUCUCUUUACCCGUUUUCAAUUCUGGGUGUGGUUUGUCCUGGGAAAGAGGAAGAUUCAGUGGUUGUGAUACUUGUAGAUGGUGUAGCCUUGGCCUAUAAUUUCAUUCAUGGCACAUCACUGAAGCUUUAUUAUGUCGAGCCAUGUGAUGUGGUGGACGAUGAUGAAGUGAAUUGUAAUUGGCCUCAUGCAUUUACACACUUCCAGAACAUAUUUCGGUUAUGAACACUUCUACUUGAAUCGAUAUUUCAUUGUUCAUAUUGUUGCUUAAUUAAUGUUAAAUAUCCAAUUGUUUUUAGGUACCUCCAAAUCCUUAAUGGACUAUAUCUUCUUUUUUUUUUUUUUUACAAUUGGGGUUCUCUUUUUUUUUUUUAAUGAUUCGUAAGGUACGUUCAGGUUUGAUCUGUUGCAGUUUGCUUGUUUGCUUGCUAUAUGCAUAUCUAGGGAACUUAAAACUUGUCUUACUCGUGAGCCCGCACAGAGGUACAAUGUAUGAGUGCGAUCCUUAGUAUGUAAAUGCACACAUUUGAUACUUGAUUUUUGAUGGGGACUUCUAUAAAAGAUUUAAGAACUCGUCUUAGAGAGACUCACAACUCAUCAAUCAUAACUCAUCGCGUCUCUCCUCAUUUCUAAGACCACUCCCAUUCCAGAAGUGAAUAUAUUGAUACUACUUCUAUAAAUAUACUUUAUCGAAAAAAAGUUAAUGCUAAUGCAAUCUUUACAUAAUAUUCCUUAAACCCCUACUAAAGAAAAACUUGUCAUUGGUAGAAAUAAGCUGUAACCCAUGAAUGUAGAAGUUUACCAUUCCAAUACCUAAUCUCUAUUUUUCUUAGGGUUUACGGCUGCAUCAAAGUUAACUUUCAUAAAAUGUUGUCCACUCAGUGCUACUACCAAUUGAAUUAAGCAGUUGAGGUUACGUAGCAGAUACGUUGAACUUGCACCGCUGGUUGUUGGACUAAAUGGUCAAGUCCCUGAGAGUGCAAGCUUUCAAAACAAUAAUGCCCCCAGUAUCUGAAGUUGACAAUUCUCGCACUGC